This is a messenger RNA of Debaryomyces fabryi, 2340 nucleotides long. RefSeq names its product AAA family ATPase (gene SEC18). Gene Ontology annotation, molecular function: ATP hydrolysis activity; ATP binding. Gene Ontology annotation, biological process: intra-Golgi vesicle-mediated transport; SNARE complex disassembly; Golgi to plasma membrane protein transport. The record is from RefSeq and is a predicted model, not a curated record. Bases 1 to 2340 code for a protein of 779 amino acids. Lineage: Eukaryota; Fungi; Ascomycota; Pichiomycetes; Serinales; Debaryomycetaceae. Gene Ontology annotation, cellular component: Golgi stack. The transcript has a single exon.
AUGGAAAAGCUAGGAUUUCAUAAGGUUUCAAAUCAUCCGGGUCCUGGAAACCCUUUGAUCACUCACAAUCAGCCAAUUGUGCCUGAGAGAAAGGCGCCAGUGAGACACUUUAAGAAGCAGUUCAAGGUAGAUAACUGCCCUUCGAAUGCGGUGGCAUUGUCUAAUUGUAUUGGGGUUAACCCAAGAGACUUCCAGGAGGUAGGAAACAGAGAACCAGUCAUAUUGGACGGAAAUUUUGUCUAUUCAAUUUUCAAGGACGACUCGGUGGCACCAGGACUGGUCGGACUUGCAGGUAACAUGAGACUGUGGGGAAAAUGGUCGUUGCAGCAGCCAGUGGUGGUCGAACCCUUCAACAUAUUUGAUGGGAAUAAAAAGAGCUAUUUGGGAAGUGUGGAAUUGGUGAUUGAUUUCAGAUCCAGAUCAAAGGCGCACUCGGCUCCUAUUAACCACGACGAGUUGGUGCAACACUUUUUGAAGAUGUACGAGAACCAGAUCUUGCAGCCAUCACAGUCGAUUGUCAUGGACUUUAAGGCGAAUAUUUUCAUCAUCACUGUGACUGGUAUCCAGGUGCUUGAUAUCAACAACUUGGGCGAUGUACCAGACUUGCAGACAUUGAGCGACUUGAGUGCGAAGGGGAUUUUGAUCAAACAGACCCAAGUCAGUAUGUAUCCAGUAGAGGGUUCGUCGAUCAACAUUGCAGCUCCAAGUGGCUCGAGACAACUUAGAAAGCCUCAGGGUAAACCAAUAAUCAACCCUGAUUUCAAGUUGGAACAAAUGGGUAUUGGUGGGUUAGACGAAGAGUUCUCGCAGAUUUUUAGAAGGGCUUUUGCCAGUAGAAUUAUUUCACCAGAUUUAGUAGAAAAGUUAGCGUUGAGACAUGUCAAGGGUUUGUUGUUGUUCGGACCCCCAGGUACAGGUAAAACAUUGAUUGCAAGACAAAUUGGUAAAAUGUUGAAUGUUAAGGAGCCAAAGGUUGUUAAUGGUCCAGAGAUGUUGUCCAAGUAUGUUGGUGCAUCUGAAGAGAACAUUAGAAAGUUGUUUCUGGAUGCCGAAACUGAAUAUAAACAGAAGGGAGAAAACUCGCAAUUACAUAUCAUUAUCUUUGAUGAAUUGGAUUCAGUUUUCAAACAAAGAGGAUCUGCGAAGUCCGAUGGUACCGGGGUUGGUGACAAUGUUGUGAAUCAGUUGUUAGCAAAGAUGGAUGGUGUCGACCAGUUGAACAACAUUUUAAUUAUUGGUAUGACCAACAGAUUAGAUUUGAUCGAUAAUGCGCUAUUGAGACCUGGUAGAUUCGAGAUUCAGAUUGAAAUUUCGUUGCCAGACGAAAAGGGCCGUAAAGACAUUCUUUUAAUUCACACCAAAAAGAUGAAAGAAAACGACUUGUUGGAAGACGAUGUGGACUUUGACGAAUUAGCAGCCUUAACUAAGAAUUUCACAGGUGCCGAGUUAGAAGGUUUAUGUAAUUCGGCAACUUCUUUUGCCAUCAAUAAGUAUACCAAGAGUGACUCAAUGGCACAAGUAGAUGCUAAUAUUGCCAAGAUGAAAUUGACCAGAAACGAUUUCUUAUUGGCAUUGAAUGAAGUAAAGCCGGCGUUUGGUGUUAAUGAAGAAGACUUGACCAAGAAUGCUCCACACGGAAUUAUCCCAUACUCUCCUAAAGUCAAAACUAUCUUUGAUAAGGGUCAAUCGUUUAUUGAUGAAGUUAAAUCUUCCGAGACAGAGAGAUUAAUCAGUAUUUUGUUACAUGGACCUCCAGGGUCAGGUAAGACUGCAAUCGCGUCUACCUUGGCGCUCAAUUCGGAUUUCCCAUUUAUCAAGAUGCUUUCUGCCGAAAGUUUGGUGGGAAUGUCAGAAGGUAUGAAAAUAACCACUAUCGACAAUAUUUUUAGAGAUAUAUACAAGUCUCCAUUAAACAUCUUGGUUAUUGAUAAAAUCGAGAAUUUGAUCAACUACGUUCCAAUUGGACCUAGAUUUUCCAAUGACAUCUUGCAGAUGUUGAUGGUCAACUUGAAUAAGCAACCACCUAACGGAAGAAGACUUUUGAUCAUCGGAACGACGUCGCAAUAUUCGGUUUUAAAACAUAUGAACUUGGUAGAUUGUUUCACCAAGACCAUUGGUGUGGGGCAAGUUACCAGCACUGACGAACUAAUGAUAAUUAUGACCAAAAUCGGCUUUAUGAAUGAACAAGAUAGACAUGCUAUCGUGGACCAAUUAAACAAUAUGGAAAAUCCAAUGGGUAUUGGUAUCAAAAAGCUUUUGCAAGUAUUGAUGAAUUCGAAAUACUUGAAGGCCGAUGUCAAUGGUGUGGUAGAAAACAUCAUAGAAGCACAUUUAACCUAG